CGGAAUCGACAAAUAUAUUUCAUACCGAUCAAAUCAAUUCCAACAGUUCCUCAACUUUUUGUUUCUUUCGGCUUGCAUCUUCGAUCAUAACUUGACAUAUUUCUGAUCGAUCGAAUCAAUUUCAGGAGUUCUUUUUCCUUCGGUUUGCAUCAUAAUUGGAUAAAUCGUUGAAGUUUCUUCCGUCUUUUGAUCGUUAGAUGCAAAUUCUCUUGAACAUAGAACAAGGCGGUGAAAGAGAUCGAAGUUUUUGGAGCAUGACAAGACAACGCCGCAUCUUUGUUAAUGGACUAUUCAUUUCGUUAGCGCUCUCGAGUUUUGAUCUCUCAGUUAUAUGUCUGCAUAAUUUAAAUGGAAUCUCUCAACGCGAAGAAGAUUCGCGUCAUAUUAAUCCGAUGAGGAUAUGCACAGCCUAUGCGUAACGCAUCCAGAUAAUUGUGUGAGAUAGGUUGUUUGGGGGCUUUUUCAUUUCAUGAAUGGAUUCAACUCAACGAACUGCAAGCAAUAUCAUAUAGAACAAAGAUGAAGAUGCAUUGAUAGCUAAGAUUCUAUAGUUGAAAUCUAGAGGGUAUGAAAAGUGGGUGUGGUGGUUAAUUGAAAUGCUGGCCUUAUCCUCAACUCAUGACAAGAAAAAAGUUGCAGCAGAAUCUUAAUGAGGGAGAAUCAAUGGCUUUGGAGCACAGCCCUGUUAGAUUAAUGAAGCUUGGCAAGCUUAUAUGCAAGAAGGAAUCAUACAAGUUGGUGGACAGAAUACGAAGAACUACAACCAUUGAAGUCUUUCUGCUCAAGGAUUCAAAGAAGGUGAUUGGAAGAAUCUGGUAUUUAUUGACUGACAUUACAGAACUUGUUACUUUGUUUUCAUUGUUUCUUGAUAUCUAUAUUCUCAUUUCCACAAACUCUGCAAAGUAGAAGACACGGUUAUUGUUUUUACACGUCAGACAAUGAUUGAUAGGAUUAAUAUCACAUUUUGGUUAUGUUACUAAUAAAGUGCGAUUAAAUUAUGAUCUUACAUAUCAAAUGGUUAAUUAUUCGUAUUUCAGCAUAAUAAAAUAGUCAUGCCCACUGAAUUAAAAGACCUUUCAACUUGUCCAGCCUGUUGGAAACGGUAAUUUUUAAAGUUUCUUUUAUUAGUUUGAGCAUCUAAGUAAAGUGAACGUUCCUUUUUAGAAAAAGGCAGCAUUCCUUAUGUUGUCCCUAUAAAUAGUCUUGCAUGAGAGCUCAAACUCAUAUAACAAGAAGCUUCGAUAUUAGUUUCCUCUUGCACAAUUUCCCUUCUUAAUAUUUAAAGCCUGUAUAACAAUAUUUAGACCAAAUUUGUAUAAAUUUGGUCCAAAAAGGUUAUAAGGUUUUAAACGAACUUGAAAGAAACCUUAGAUAUAUCAAGUGUACGUUUGUUUCUUGGCUUCAUUUCAUUUGCUAGGAAAACUCUAUCGUACUAAGAAGCCAUGGAUAAGGUUAAGAGGUUGGUUGCAGAGAGGAGUGUGGUCAUAUUCAGCAAGAGCUCAUGCUGCCUAUCCUAUGCAGUUAAAAUUCUAUUGGGGGAACUUGGAUUCAAUCCUUUCGUGUAUGAGAUUGAUCAAGACCCUGAUUGCAGGGAAAUAGAGAAAGCUCUCAUGAGGCUUGGCUGCAGUGCACCAGUACCAGCUGUGUUCAUUGGUGGAAAGCUUAUUGGAUCCACGAAUGAAAUCAUGUCGCUCCACCUUAGCGGUGAUCUGACCAAAAUGCUGGUGCAAAGUCGUGCUUUGAACAACAAAUACUAAAUCUAACCAAAUUAUUCACUAUUCUGUUGGAGAAGGAAAACGAUAAUAAGUUGGCACAAGUCUAUUAGUGAAUAGUUUAUGUGAUGCUAUGCGUCAUGAAUUAUGUAGCAAUUGUUUAGCGAUGUAGUAUGUAAUACGUUUGUUAUUGUUAAUGAAGCUGCCUCCUAUUUUCUUGUGUUGA
This is a messenger RNA of Cucurbita pepo subsp. pepo (vegetable marrow), 1938 nucleotides long. RefSeq names its product monothiol glutaredoxin-S11. NCBI's taxonomy places the organism in Eukaryota, Viridiplantae, Streptophyta, Magnoliopsida, Cucurbitales, Cucurbitaceae. The record is from RefSeq and is a predicted model, not a curated record.